UAAAAUAAAAAAUAAUAAAAAAUUAAAAUUGGGAAUAAAAGAAGACAAACACACGUGGCGUUCUUCCCCUUUGCCUUCUUACUGGUCUGCUCCACCAUGGGAAAGUACAAAGCUCACUAUGCUUCAAUAGCUUGUAUAAAUAAGCAAUUUUAAGUAGAAAAAUCAUCAUCAUCAAGAUUCAUAUUUCUCAGAAAGCCAUGGUGUAUCAUGUUAAAGUUAUUCGUAAGAGAGCAGAGAGGCAUGAACUGAAGCGAAUGCAAAACCAUAAAGUACACGCGGGGCGGCUAUCUGCAUUUGAAGAGUUGCUUAAUGAGAUUUAUACAGUUUGCCGCCCUAAACAAAGUGAUUAUGAAGUUAGGAAAGAUUUGACUUCUGCUUUUAAUGAGAUAGCAAAGGAUAUCUAUGGACGUUCGGGAAAUGUUCCUGUUGUGGAGGAGUUUGGAUCUUUCGUAAUGGAUCUAUUCCAUUCAAAGAGUGACCUAGAUCUAUCUGUUAAUUUUGACAACAGUUCAGUUAAAUUUUCGUAUGAGAAGAAGAUUCAAACUCUCAGGAAAUUUGCGAGGAAGUUAUAUGCACUUCAAAGAUAUGGGCAUGUUUCUGGUGUUCAUCCAGUAACAGCAGCCAAGGUGCCCGUUCUGAAAGUUGUUGAUUGUGGAACAAAAAUUGAGUGCGAUAUAUCAGUUGAAAACAGGGAUGGAGUUUCAAAGUCUAAGAUAAUCCACAUGAUCUGUUCACUUGAUGAAAGGUUUCAGAAGCUGAGCUUUUUGGUAAAAAUGAAAGCUUGGGCAAAAGCGCAGAAUAUUAAUAGCUCAAGAGACAAAACUUUGAACUCAUUAUCUGUAAUACUUUUGGUUGCUUUUCAUUUGCAGACACGAAAUCCUCCAAUACUACCGCCAUUUUCUGCCAUAUUAGAAGAUGGAUCUGAUCCAGAUACGGUGGCAAAGUCGUUGAAUAAGUUUGUGAACUAUGGGAAGAGGAACAAAGAGACGGUGGCUGAGCUGCUAGUGACGCUGUUAAUGAAGUUAUUGUUGAUUGAGAAGCUAUGGGCCAAAGGACUAUGCGCAAGCACCUACGAAGCACCUUGGCUAUCUAGAACAUGGGACUCCAAAGUUUGCUGCAUCAGUGUUGAAGAUUUCACUGAUCGGUCUCAAAAUGUUGCAAGGGCUGUUGGGAAAGGAGAAGUAAAGCGCAUAUACAAGUGUAUCCAGCGUACUAGUGAAUACAUUUCUGCUUUUAUGGAUGGCAUUGUUGAAGUACCCACGUUAAAAUAUCAUUUGUUUGGCCAUGCUGCUCCCUUCCAAGAAGGAUCUCAGACAGGGAACGUUAAAGAAGAUGGAAAUAUAAUCGCUCUCCCUAUCAAGAAUAAGGAGGAUCAAAGCAAAGAUGGCCAGAAUGGAAGUCAGUUGGCUAUACCUUCCGAGUCUGUCGCGAUAAAAAGAAAAUGGUCUACCGAAGGGUUGGGAAGGAUUUACUUCAGCGAGUGAGGGACUGUCGAAGGAGAAUAGUGUACUGCCUGAGUCUCCCUGGAAAAAAGGAAAAUGGUCUACUGAAGGUUGGGAAGGAGUACGUUCAUCGAGUUGGGGACAGCCCAAGGAGGACAGUGGACCACCCGACUCUCCCUCGUCAAAAGGAAAAUGGUCUACCAAAGGCUGUGGUAAAGAAUCUUCAUCGAAUUGGGGACAGUCAAAGGGGGACGGUGUACCCCCAGACUCGUGUACCAAAGGUUGGGGAAAAGCAUCUUCAUCGAAUUGGGGACAGUCAGAAGGGGGAUGGUGUACCACCAGACUCUUUCUGGACAUAAAGAAAAAGAUCAGAUGCAACCGUGGGAGGAACUUCCUCUACUCAACGGUUGGGAAAACCAGACACAAAAAGUUGGCACAAAAAAAAGCACAACAAUAAGUAUGCAACCUAAGGCUAAGUGGUCAAAAAUCGCAGACAGGAGGUUGGGGUGGAAGCUAAAUGAAAUUGAUCUGUUCACUGUUCUCAUAGAUAUGCCUGAAAGAAGUACGUUGCGCAUAUCUAGUUGAAUCAUCUGCAAAAACUUUUACAUUCUUGCUAGGACUUUUAGGAGUAUUUUGUAUGACCUAGCUAGGUAACGUACCCAUCGUUGUCCUCUUGUUUUUGUACUGGUUCAUUAGGACAUUUUGUACAGAUUUGUGGACUCAAUGUACAUUGAUUCUACGUAUCUUAUGAACAUCAUGUAAUUUUCAAGAAAAAUGCAUUUCUGGGGAAAGUGGUAAAAAUA
Messenger RNA from Capsicum annuum, 2245 nucleotides. RefSeq names its product protein HESO1. The record is from RefSeq and is a predicted model, not a curated record. Gene Ontology annotation, biological process: RNA 3'-end processing. Lineage: Eukaryota; Viridiplantae; Streptophyta; Magnoliopsida; Solanales; Solanaceae. The transcript is spliced from 10 exons. Bases 198 to 1484 code for a protein of 428 amino acids. Gene Ontology annotation, molecular function: nucleotidyltransferase activity.